Molecule: messenger RNA, 1350 nt
Organism: Hyaloscypha bicolor E
Lineage: Eukaryota; Fungi; Ascomycota; Leotiomycetes; Helotiales; Hyaloscyphaceae
Exons: 4
Coding region: 1-1350 (449 amino acids)
Cellular component (GO): SBF transcription complex; MBF transcription complex
Molecular function (GO): DNA binding; transcription regulator activity
Source: RefSeq, a predicted model, not a curated record
AUGACUAAGGACGGCGCUGUUUUUGUCAAGGGUAAGAUCAAGGGAGAGGUCAAUUUCCCGCCAUUUGAGCGUUUGGAUGAGGAGACCAUACGCGAGGUCGAAAAAUUCCAGGUUCAUCCCCUUGGCAAGAUCCAGGAAUACUCCCGCCAUAUUCCUUAUAACAGCGAGAAGAAAAGCUUCCUGGAGAAGACAGGUCGAGAGAGUUUCGAAGUCUUCCAGUACACUUUUAAAGUUCCUGGAGACGAGAAGGAUUACAUCGUGAUGUGGGAUUAUAAUAUCGGCCUCGUUCGCAUCACCCCAUUCUUCAAAUGCUGCAAAUACUCCAAGACAACCCCAGCAAAAAUGCUCAACCUGAAUCCUGGCCUUAAGGAGAUCACCCACAGCAUCACAGGAGGUGCACUCGCAGCGCAAGGCUACUGGAUGCCCUACUCCUGCGCCCUCGCAGUAUGUACAACCUUCUGCGCCCACAUCGCACCAGCCUUGAUUCCCAUCUUCGGCCCAACUUUCCCCUCGCAAUGCGUGUCCCCCGAAGCCCCCGAACACGGUCGCAUGAUCAUCGACCCCCAGCUCGUAAACGAUGCCACCGCAGAAGCCGAAAACUACCGCCUGCAAUACAGCACAUUCUCCCCAAAACCUUCCUCCGCUCGCGAGUCCUACUCUCCAUCACGCUCCAUCCGCUCAGACCGCAUACCCGAGCCGCUCUCCAUGCGCAGCACACCUCCUCACCUAGGCCGGCGCCUCCGCCUCAAGCGCGCCUUCGGUGACAGCGCCAGCCCCUACACACUCACAGAAACAGACAUGGACACCAACGGCAGCGAGACCUCCAGCGGCGAUGGCGGUGGUUACUUCCACAGCCCCGUUACGCCCGGCAGCACAAACAGUGCUGGCCAAGUCCCAAGCUGGCAAACGCACAACAUGCUCUCGCACUCCGCCGACUCCUCCAUCAACACCUCUCCGGCUUUCAAAUGCGGAAGUGGAGGUGCGGGACCGAAUCCUAUCCUCAGCGCGAUCCCGAGGUCGAGUGGGCUGGUUGAUAUGCCGAUUGCGAGCUGGCGGGGUAAGCGACGCGUUGAGGAGGUCGAUGCCGAUGAUGAGUAUGAUGGCGAAGAGUCUGCAAGUGUUACGGAUGAGAAGGGGAGCUUGGAUGAGAAAGUCGGCGGCAGUGAUAAAGAGAUGGAGGAUGUUUCUGCGGGUAGGGUUGGUGCGGGCGGUGGUGCGGCGGAGAAGAAGGCGGCGUGGCUGUUGAUGAGGCUUAGUGUUAAGGAUGGCGAGACGGCGUGUGGUGCUGAGAUGCAGGAGAAGGAGGGUGACGGACCGCGGAUCAAGAGGAGGAGGGCGACGAGUAUGUGA